Panicum hallii is the source of this 1398-nucleotide messenger RNA. Its product is annotated as transcription antitermination protein NusB. Gene Ontology annotation, cellular component: chloroplast. The record is from RefSeq and is a predicted model, not a curated record. NCBI's taxonomy places the organism in Eukaryota, Viridiplantae, Streptophyta, Magnoliopsida, Poales, Poaceae. Bases 96 to 959 code for a protein of 287 amino acids. Gene Ontology annotation, biological process: regulation of DNA-templated transcription; DNA-templated transcription termination. Gene Ontology annotation, molecular function: RNA binding. The transcript has 7 exons.
UCGCUAUCCCCUCCUCGCCCGCUCCAUUCCGAGCUCGCUGGUCGCUGCUCCCCUCCGCUCCUUCCGCCGGCGGCCUCCCCCACGCACUGAACGAAAUGGAAGCAGCACCGGCCGUACGCACAUUCUCCCCCUCGUCGUCCUCCCCAGCGGGACCCAGGCCGUGCCGUGUUCUGGCGGGCCCGGCCCCGCGGCGCGCCCGGUCGCUCGCGGCACCGCAUCCGCCCCGCGCCGUCGCCUCCUCCCGCGCGCCGCUGGUGGUCUCCAGCCCGCCGCCGCCGCCCGCGACAUCGGGUACGCCCGCAACCACGCCCGCGCACGCCAAGGUCGACCGCUCCGGCCGCUUCUGCAGCCCCCGCGCCGCCCGGGAGCUCGCGCUGAUGAUUUCCUACGCCGCGUGCCUGGAGGGCGCCGACGUCGUCCGGCUCUUCGACCGCAGGAUCAGCGCGAGGCGAGAGCCCGGGUAUGUUUUCGACAAGGCGUGCCUGUUGAGCUACAACCAUAUGAGCUUCGGCGGAGGACCUCUCGAGGUUGGGACGGAGGAGGAGGCUGAAAAGCUGACCAGCCAGAACGAGAUGGAUUCGGCCAAUGAAGCAGAAGUUCUUUCAGCUCCUCCAAAGCUGGUUUACAACAACUUUGUCUUAAGGUUGUCCAGGGAACUUUUAGUGGCUGUUGCCAGUGGAUGGGAUAAACAUGUUGAUAUCAUCGACAAAAUAAUUCCCCAGACUUGGAAGGAUGAGCCUGUGGCAAGGAUACUUGAGCUCUGCAUUCUCCAUAUUGCUAUGGCAGAGAUGACAUCAAAAGGAACACCUCACAAAGUUGUCAUUAAUGAGGCAGUAGAUCUGGCAAAACGAUUUUGUGACGGUGGUGCUCCUCGGGUAAUCAAUGGAUGCCUUCGAACAUUUGUAAAAGAUCACGUUGACAAUACAGGUACUAGUCAGGCAGCUGAAUCAAAAGCGUGAAGUUUUGCAAAUACCAUGUAUCGUGCAUCAGAAUCGUGGCUGAAGUACAGAAGUAUGGAGAAAACAUAGCUUGUCUCCGAAAUCAGGCAAAGUCUUAUCGUCCUGAAGGAACCAAACAUGCUAGGCUCGACAAGGAGCCGGAAAUACUUCUGUCUUACUGAAUAUUAGAUCAUUAGGUGAAGUAUACAGAGACAGAACACCUGGUGUUGCACGUUCACGAUCCAUCUGAUACAACAGGAGGGUACUGGUUCUGUAGCCUAUGGUCCUGCUGAUUAAUGUGGUCAGAUGCUAAGAUGAAUUACAAGUUCUGUAAAAACUUGAUGUAUAUGUAAAAGGUUGUGCAUGGCACUGGCUCACGCUUGGAGAGACUGGGAUGUUUCAAUUUUCAUUAUGUGAUGCAAUGCACACACUCAUUUUAGGAUCAUGAAUUUCUCAUAUU